AUGGACUCAACCACGACGAUUGACGUCUCAACGUACGACAACCAGCUCCAAUGCCCGCUCUUUGGGACUUUACCAGGCGAGAUCCGCAACGAGAUCUUUGCGCUGGCGCUGGUGCAGGUCUCGGAGGAGGAGGGGGAUACGGCGUACCCGAAGGACUCGUACUGGUAUCGGCCUGGGUUCACGGGGCCUAGGAAGAGCAGUAGUAGUUUGCUGAGGGCGUGUAAGCUGGCGUAUGUGGAGGGGCAGAAGGUGUUUUUGAGGGAGUUGGAGUGGGCUUUCUGGUUUGACCGCGGCCCGGAGGGAAGAACGAGAAACCACGCCUGCGAGAAUUUCUUCUCCGCCCUGACGGAGCAACAUGCGCGCGACCUGACCAAGGUGCGCUUCUUUACGCAGAUGUACUGGCUCGAAGACGGGCGGAACCUGGCGACGCUGUUUGCGCAGCCGAAAUUCCGGCCCGAGGUGUUGACGAUCACGGUGCGGUAUUCGGACUGGUGGCACUGGGAGAGCGACGAGCCUUUGAGGAUGAAGGAGGAUUGGCUGCGGGGGUUCCGGGGGCCGAAGGGGUUGAGGGAGUUGAGGGUCGAGUAUGAGACGCUUGUGGGGAAGAGGGAGGAGAUGAUGGGGAUUGUGGGGAGGAAUAAGGGGUGGAAGUUGGUUGUUGGAGGUGGUGGUGCUGGGAGGGAAGGGGAGAGAGAGGAUGGAGAGGAAGAGGAAGAAGGGUAUUUGAGUGCCGAGGGGACGGAGCUGGUGGAGUGGACUUGGACGGGGGCGAGUAAACUCGGCGGGCAGACGUGGGCUCAUCACGGGGAGGGGGAUACGGUUGAGUAUGUUGUUGUUAUGGAUACGUGGAGGUUUGUCGAGGGGAGGAUGAGCGAGGAGGAUCGGGCGAGGAGGGUGGAGAGCCGACCGUUGUAUUCUGGGUAUGCUCAUCCGCAUUAUUUCGGGUGGAGUGAGGAUGAGGAUGAAGAGGAUGAUGACGAGGAUGAUGACGAGGAUGAGGAUGAGGAUGAACAGGAUGAUGAUGAUGACGAGGAAGAGGGAGAGGAUGACGAAUAA
Molecule: messenger RNA, 1056 nt
Organism: Colletotrichum abscissum
Lineage: Eukaryota; Fungi; Ascomycota; Sordariomycetes; Glomerellales; Glomerellaceae
Exons: 2
Coding region: 1-1056 (351 amino acids)
Source: RefSeq, a predicted model, not a curated record